AUGAAGAGCCAUAAGAAAAAUAAACUGAAAAUGAAACAGAAUUACCAAUGCAACAUGAAACACCAUCAAGAAAAUGAAAGACAAGUUGAUCCUCAACUAGAUGAUAUUGGUGAAUAUAGCAGACCAGGAAGAGAAAAGAAAAUACCUGAGGUGAAGCACUACAUUUUAGAUUUAGAAGGGACAAGUGAUGAAGGGAGUAGAAAUAAUACAUCAGUACUGCAGAUAUGUAGUCAAAGGUUGCCAGGAAAGUAUAUGAAAUGGAUUCCCAAACACUAAGAAAUUCCUUUACAUUUUUGUACAAUGAAUGGACAAGGUUUGGAAGGAAGCUCUGACAUCUAUAGAUCGUUUGGCUUUUUUUGGUGGUUCACAAAGGAAAACAGCUCUAUCAAUUGAAGACAUUAUCAGUCAAGUUUCGCCAAUAUAAAUAUCUACCGCAGGCGAAUGAUUGGUCCUCAGCUCUGUAUGUUUGUCAAUCAGAGACUGUUUUAAGAUGUCGACCCCAGUAAUCAUUCGGGUAUCUUCGGCGAAUUGUCUGCAACAAUUUGUCUGCCAACUUCACAUCCAUCCAAGGCAAUCUAUUUGACUUCAUUCCUAACUGAUAUAUUACAUUUGAUUUAGGUUUCCUCAAGACCUGCGUUUAGAAUAUUAGAUCACAGAGAUGUAUGCAAAGAGUUGCAGUCGACUCCAACUACCAGGAAGUUAUAUGGAAUAGAUCAUUGCCACUCUAGGAGACACACUAGAGUAGAGCUAAAGUAUGGUUUCUCAAUAACAGCCAAAUCAUUAUCAUCUCUUGGCAGCAUUCGUCAAAUGAACAUUCGUUGGGAAUGAUGGGAAGAAGAGCGACCUCUUUACCUUAUCCUCUACCAACAUUAGCAACACUUCACAUUGAGUUUGGUAUGAGGUACCUCAUCAGAAGCACGCUACGAUAACUGUACGAGAAUGUAUGUGGCAAUAAGUUAGGUCACGUUUUCCUCUUGCUCACUUCUAACUGUAUACAAAAUUUAUUCACAUAAGAGCAUUUACAAUGGGCGCCCUUUUUUUGUCAGAAAAUAUGCUCAAAAACCAUGUCUACAAGAUUGAAAAAUGUUUAGUCAAUGACAUGGUAUCGUGUAUGAUCUAGUUAUCACACUUGCUAAACGUUUUUCCAGGAAAGUCAUUUUCUGUUUUGGGAAACAUGAAGUUGUUAAUGUUUUGACAGUCUAUGCCACGAAAUAGGGAGAUUAUGUAUAAGGAAAUUUUACACUUUGGGCGACGGUAACUUUUUAGUGAUAUCGUUACAAUAUUGCUUCCUAAUGGUAAGUAGAAAUUGGCAUCAUGUCAAUGCUCGAGUAUUUGCCGUCAUUUUGAUAAACGCAUUUAAUUGACAAUAUCGAAGACAAUCGAUCCUAUGUAAAAAGGUAAUAUAGAAACGAAUAUGGGCAUAAUUAAAUUGUCCAUGAUUUUGCUUUUAUAAAAACUUGUAUUGGUCAACAGGUUGCAAGAAAAUUAAGGGUAAAGGUACAUAGCCCCACGGUACCCAAUGGUGUUUAGGCCUUAGGUCUUCGUGGUAGUUGGAGUAUAAAAAAAAGAAAAAAAUGUAAUGAUAUUUUCGGUUAUAAUGGCUAGACUAAGAACCCAAGAGUAUAAAACCCUACUACGUUUUGUAGAAAAUGCAAUUUGGUAUAAAAAAGAUCUUUUACGUUUUUUGGACAUUUUAUUGGUUCUUAAAGUAUAAAAAUUCGUAUCAAGCAGUCGCCCGACAUAGUCCUGACGCUACAUACAUAUGUACGUGGUCCUCUUAAUCGGCGUACAACAUUAUUUCGCGUGAAAAUAACUGCACAUUCAUACUACCACGUCUACCACGUAAAAGCAUGGAAAAUUAAUAUUUUUUGAUAAUUUGUGAUAUUUUUCAUUAUGAAGUUCAAGUCACUCACUCCCAUCAGUCUGUCUAUUGGCGAUUUUGUCACUGAGUAAUUUCACCGAUUCUAAUGGAACAUGAGAUGUAGUAGGUAAUACUAGUUUAUUGCAUCACUCCCUUUCCAUUAAAAUCGUUGCAACGGUUGCUGAUUGUACCCAGUGACAAUUUUUCAUUAUGAAGUUCAAGUCACUCACUCCCAUCAGUCUGUCUAUUGGCGAUUUUGUCACUGAGUAAUUUCACCGAUUCUAAUGGAACAUGAGAUGUAGUAGGUAAUACUAGUUUAUUGCAUCACUCCCUUUCCAUUGAAAUCGUUGCAACGGUUGCUGAUUGUACCCAGUGACAAAAUGGCCAAUAAACAGACUGGUGGAAGUGAGCGACUUGAAUUUACAUGAUGAAAUAUCUGAAAAUAUUAGAUGUAUACUGACACGUGCGUACAGCGCUGAGUAUGCCGCGCGACAAUUUCGUAUAAAUUUUUGACUUACGCUCCAUACACUUGAACAAUCAUUUUAUUUUCUACAUAAAAGAAUAAGAAUCUUUUAAACACUUGUUAGUUUAGCCAUUUUAAGCGAAAAUGUCAUUACAUUUAAUUUUACCCUUAAUUUUCUUGUAACAUAUUUACUGUUUUAUAAAAGAAAAGUUAUGAAUUCAAUUCCCUAUAAACGCGUUUUUUUUAAAUGUCAGAAAUUGCUCCAGCACCAUCAUAACGCCAAUUUGAACUUAUCAUUAUUGUCAUCAAAUUGUAUGAAAAAAAUAUAUAUUUCCAGGCCUACACCUCACUUUCUAAAACCCACAAAAAAUAAUUUGGCAUCCAUACAUUUGUGUUAGAAAAAAAAUUACAUCGCUGCACCAUGCAAAGUUUUUUUAAAACCACAAUAUGAUUUUUAUUUGUUUGUUCCAGAUUAAUUUAGCAUUAAUGCUACAGUAUCAAUUUUGUGUAAUUAUACGUAUACAUAUUUUUUUGAAUCCA
Acanthoscelides obtectus is the source of this 2864-nucleotide messenger RNA. The record is from the annotation of a GenBank genome assembly. Lineage: Eukaryota; Metazoa; Arthropoda; Insecta; Coleoptera; Chrysomelidae.